This is a messenger RNA of Symbiodinium pilosum, 2172 nucleotides long. The record is from the annotation of a GenBank genome assembly. Lineage: Eukaryota; Dinophyceae; Suessiales; Symbiodiniaceae.
AUGUCCGAUCAACCCGAACAACCUGGUUUUGAAACAGCCACUUCGAAUCGCGAAAUCCGCGAGCGCUGGAAACUACCGGCGGACGCAGACGCUGCAUCCAUGCCACUUGAAAAGCUGAACCCCGGCAACGGCGAUUGGUUCGAACGCAACAAAGCACUGGGCGUGUUCGAUCGUCUGCGUGCAGAAGAUCCGGUGCACCUGACCGAGGACAGCCAGUUUGGGCCGUACUGGUCGAUGACAAAGUAUGACGACGUGAAGUAUGUCGAUACCCACCAGCAUCUGUUUUCUUCGGACAUUAUGAACGGCGGCAUCCGGCUUGGGGGACGACCUAUGGCCGAGCCGCCAGAUGCAAUGUUCCACCUGCCGAUGUUUAUCAUGGCAGACCAACCGGUUCAUGAUGAGCAGCGCAAAGUUGUGGCGCCGAUGUUUACGCCAACCCGGCUGGCGGCGCUGGGAGAACUGAUCCGUCAGAGAGCUGGUGACAUCCUCGAUGAAGUCCCACGGGGGGAAAGCUUUAACUGGGUACGUGAAGUAUCUGUGGAGCUGACCGGGCGCAUGUUGGCAACACUCUUCGAUGUGCCGCAGGAAGAUCGACAUCUGCUUAUUCACUGGUCCGAUACCGUCGAACGGAUCGGAGAUCCUGACUAUUUUGAAACCCCUGCGGAAGGGUUUAACGAAAUAUGGAAGUGUUUUGAGUAUUUCAAUGAGGUGUGGCAAACACGUAAGAGCGCAUCUGAACCGGGUGAAGAUCUGAUCUCGUUCCUGGCCCACGGCGAAUCCACAAAAAACAUGUCGCCCAAUGAAUUUCUUGGCAACGUACUGCUGCUGAUUGUUGGCGGCAACGACACCACGCGUAAUUCGAUCACCGGCGGCGUGCAGGCACUCAACAUGUUUCCGCAGGAAUAUGACAAGUUGCGCGACAAUCCUGGCCUGAUACCCAAUAUGGUGCCGGAAAUCAUUCGUUGGCAAUCUCCGGUGGCACAUAUGUGUAGAACGGCGAUGGAGGACGUUGAAAUCCGCGGCAAGCAGAUCAAGAAAUGGGACAAAGUGGCUAUCUGGUACGCCUCAGGCAACCGUGAUGAAGAGCGGAUAACUGAUCCAAACACACUGCUCAUUGAUCGCCCCCAUGCUCGCCAGCAUUUGUCUUUCGGUUACGGCAUUCACCGCUGUCUGGGUAAUCGCCUGGCGGAAAUGCAGUUGAUGAUUCUCUGGGAAGAAAUCAUGAAGCGGUUUUCUGCAGUGGAAGUGGUGGGGGAUGCCAAGUACCUGAACUCCAGUUUCAUUCGUGGCAUAACCGACCUGCCUAAGCGAGUGAUUCAGCGACUGCGUAUCACCGUGGUUGAUGUGUUUGCCGAGAAACCGCUGGCUGGGAAUCAGCUGGCGGUUGUGCUGGGCGCCGCUGAUCUGAGCGAUGACCAAAUGCAGUUGAUCGCGCGGGAGAUGAAUUUCUCUGAAACCACAUUUGUUCUGCGUGAGGCAGCGGACGAAGCACAAGUGCGGAUAUUUACGCCGGCUUCUGAGCUGCCUUUUGCCGGUCACCCGACACUGGGUACCGCCUGGGUGCUCACCGCCGGGCAGCGACCCAUUACUCUGGACCUAGCCGGGGGCAGGGUGCCAGUUGAUUUUGUUGAUGGGGUUGCCUGGAUGACGCCACCUUCAGUGGAAUUCAAAGAUCCUGUUUCGACCGGUGAUGCCGCCGCUCUGCUGGGCCUGUUGGAAAGCGAUCUGCACCCGGAUUUUACGGUUGCAACUGCUGUUGUGGGUCCUGGUUUCCUGCUGGUGCCGGUUAAAGACCUUGCCACCCUGAAGGUUGCGCGAUUCAACAUCGAUAAGCUGCAUGAAAUGAUCAAGCUCGGACGGUUGGACAAGGCGGUAAACGGUAUUUUUGCGUUCAGCAGCGAGCCAUACGACAACACCGCUGAUUAUGCGGCGCGGAUGUUUUUUGAAGCCGGUGAUGCACGGGAAGACCCCGCUACCGGUAGCGCGAAUGCCUGUUUUGCCGCCUACCUUAAAGCCGCCGGCAGAAACGCCAGUGUGAGCGGUUCUGCAUCAGUUGUGGUUGAUCAGGGCGUGGAAAUGUCGCGGCCUUCACGCCUUUAUCUGGAUCUUUCAGAGCCUUUACGGGUUGGCGGUAAGGUACAACCUGUACUGGAAGGUGUUAUCACAGUUUAG